Messenger RNA from Ceratotherium simum simum (southern white rhinoceros), 1619 nucleotides. RefSeq names its product diphthamide biosynthesis 5 (gene DPH5). Gene Ontology annotation, biological process: protein histidyl modification to diphthamide. The record is from RefSeq and is a predicted model, not a curated record. Lineage: Eukaryota; Metazoa; Chordata; Mammalia; Perissodactyla; Rhinocerotidae. Gene Ontology annotation, molecular function: diphthine synthase activity.
GGUGUCUUCGGUGUAGCUGACAUUUGUUCUUCUUGUUCACUUCGUCCUGCAGUUUCCCUCCCCCUGGACUUGGAAAUGCUUUACCUGAUCGGCUUGGGCCUGGGAGAUGCCAAGGACAUCACAGUCAAGGGCCUGGAAGUUGUAAGACGCUGCAGGCGAGUGUAUCUGGAAGCCUAUACCUCGAUCCUGACUGUAGGGAAGGAAGUCCUGGAAGAGUUUUAUGGAAGAAAAGUGAUUCUUGCUGAUAGAGAAGAAGUGGAACAAGAAGCAGAUAAUAUUUUAAAGGAUGCUGAUGUCAGUGAUGUCGCAUUCCUUGUGGUUGGUGAUCCAUUUGGUGCUACAACACACAGCGAUCUUAUUCUGAGAGCAACAAAACUGGGAAUCCCUUAUCGAGUUAUUCACAAUGCUUCCAUAAUGAAUGCUGUAGGCUGCUGCGGUUUACAGUUGUAUAAGUUUGGAGAGACAGUUUCUAUUGUUUUUUGGACAGACACGUGGAGACCAGAAAGCUUCUUUGAUAAAGUGAAGAAGAACAGACAAAACGGCAUGCACACGUUAUGCUUACUUGACAUCAAAGUAAAGGAGCAGUCUUUGGAAAAUCUAAUCAAGGGAAGGAAGAUCUAUGAACCUCCUCGGUAUAUGAGUGUAAACCAAGCAGCCCAGCAACUUCUGGAGAUUGUUCAAAAUCAAAGGAUACGAGGAGAAGAACCAGCAGUCACCGAGGAGACACUCUGUGUUGGCCUAGCCAGGGUUGGAGCUGAGGACCAAAAAAUCGCAGCAGGCAGUUUGCAGCAAAUGUGUACUGUGGACUUGGGAGGACCAUUACAUUCUUUGAUUAUCACAGGAGGCAGCAUGCAUCCGCUGGAGAUGGAGAUGCUAAGUCUGUUUUCCAUACCAGAAAAUAGCUCAGAUUCCCAAAGCAUUGAUGGACUCUGAACAUAGACAUUUUCUAUUGUUGGAUGUUAAUUUCAGUCAUAUAUGCAUGUACACAUAUUUGUAUAACAAAUUGAACAGAUCUUUUGGUUUACCUAAUAAUUAUAAAACAAGUCACUAAGAAGAAAGAUGUUGACUCAACAAUGCUUGGUUUCCUGUCACAGUGAGUUCUUUCCCCAUGAUAUCAUCAGUUGUUGCUGCUAUUUUGGCAGUUUUUCAGGAUGUACACACAUGGAGCAGACCAAGCUGGAAACUUGUAAAUAGACAUCCAUAAAGAGAGUCAUUUAAGACCCGUUUUUACUUAUGAAACCAGUCUAUAUACAAGGUGGAACUUUCUUCUUUCUUAACAAGUCAGCUGUCCUGACUGCAAGAUGAGUUGUCCUGACAGCAGUUGGUAUUAGUGCAUAUAAAGAGAGGUGGAAAGAAUAAGUCCUACUUAAAGCUCAGCUGAGUACAUGCCACAAAAUGACAUCCUUCUGAAUUGCCUUGUCUUGUUUAGCUGACAUCCUAAUUAUGUAGUUCAUAUUCUGCUGUAUUUUGGAGGUUAUGUAAUUGUCGAAUUAUAAAUGCUCAGCCAGCCAUGUACAGUUUCUGUUUGGUUUUAAAUAGCAGCUUUCACAUCCAAGCUGACAAAUGGAAAACUUGCUGACUACAAAAUAAAAUUUUUUAAAAUUUAAGUUUGAGGACAA